AACACGCAAAUACUUUGUUCCAUCUUCAACACGUUAAAAACAACUACUACAACGUCAGAAAUAUUUUUAUUUUUAUCUAAGCGCAGACAAAAAAUAAAUCCAAAAACUUUCUGUUAAACACAGAGAUUAGUGGUUCAACAAAACCAGCAAUUGCAAAACAGGAAGAUUAUUUUAAUCACAUAUUGACCCUCAAAAGUUUCCCACCCUGUGUUUGACGUCAUUGCUUGGGCAAUCAUGAAAACACCAGUUUCCGCUGCUGCGAAUUUAACCAACCCAAAUGCUGCCAGUUCUGGAACAGCAGCCGUGCAAAUCGUACCAAAAACAGAACCCGUCAGUGAAGAAGGAGUCCCCAUGUCGCUGGACUUUCAGAACGCGAACCUUACAACAUCCACCCCGAAUACCAAUAAACGUCCCGGUUCCCUGGAUCUGAAUAGCAAGGGCGCCAAGAACAAACGGAUUUUUGCGCCGCUGGUCAUCAACUCACCAGAUCUGCAGGCCAAAACACUAAAUACCCCCGAUCUGGAAAAGAUUUUGAUGUCGAGCAACCUUAUACAGACGCCGCAACCGGGCAAGGUAUUCCCCACCAAGGCGGGGCCCGUCACCGUGGAGCAGGAGGCCUUUGGCAAGGGAUUCGAGGAGGCUCUGCAGAAUCUACACACCAAUUCGCAAGCUUUUCCGGCCGUCAAUACUGUUCAAAACACCACAACAACUGGCGGAACAACCAUGACGGCGGUUAACAAUGGCAUCAGCGGAGGCACCUUCACCUACGCCAACGUAGGCGACGGCUUCCCGGUGAUCAAGGAUGAACCUGUGAACCCAGCCGGCUCACCGACUGUCAGUCCCAUUGACAUGGAAACGCAGGAGAAGAUUAAGCUGGAGCGCAAGAGGCAGCGCAAUCGUGUGGCCGCCUCCAAGUGCCGCAAACGCAAGCUUGAGCGCAUCUCCAAGCUGGAGGAUCGCGUCAAGCUGCUCAAAGGCGAGAAUGUCGAUCUGGCGGGCAUUGUGAAGAACCUCAAAGAUCAUGUGGCGCAACUGAAACAAAAGGUAAUGUUGCACAUUGAAGCCGGUUGCACAGUUCCCCCGAAUUCGACGGCCUUGCACGCGGACCAAUAACAUUUAAGGAAUUCGGAUGGGGAGGAGAAGGACGAUGGAGAGGAAGAUGUGGCACUGGAGACUAAUACUCCCUCGAAUCGAGAAGUUCCCGAGCAGUCCACGCCUCUGGAACUCUUUUUAAGUGCCACCACAAGUGCUCUAGAGCUGGAGGACACGCAAGAUAUCUCCAUAAACAAUAGCGACCUUCUGGGGGAGAAUAGCGAGAACGAACAGCCCCUGGUGCUCUACAUUCUCUCGGACGAUGCAACCUGAGGAUUUGUGCCUUUUCACUUCGUACCACGGCUUUUGGUCACUAGCUGCAAUAUCUGGAAUGCUUCUUAAGUGUUUUGUUUACUUAGUUCUUAGUUUAAGCUACCAUAAAUCAAGUAUUAUCUGUGUUGAACGUAAGAUAAUAUAUAAUGUAAAAAUACACGUAUAUAUUUGUAUGUAAUUGAUAUAUACAUUAAAAAAUUAAUUCUACACCUAAAA
Molecule: messenger RNA, 1581 nt
Organism: Drosophila ficusphila
Lineage: Eukaryota; Metazoa; Arthropoda; Insecta; Diptera; Drosophilidae
Gene: Jra
Product: transcription factor AP-1
Exons: 2
Coding region: 235-1113 (292 amino acids)
Biological process (GO): regulation of transcription by RNA polymerase II; regulation of cell population proliferation; regulation of cell cycle
Cellular component (GO): transcription regulator complex
Molecular function (GO): transcription factor binding; DNA-binding transcription factor activity, RNA polymerase II-specific; RNA polymerase II cis-regulatory region sequence-specific DNA binding
Source: RefSeq, a predicted model, not a curated record